AUGAUUUUCCCGAGUUGGCGCUCCUCACCUUGCGCUCUUAUUAUAGAUCAAUAUAGGUCUCACAUAACAUCUCCUGUUGUUGCUAAAGCUUCCAAACUCAAUAUAGAGCUCAUCUACGUUCCAAAGUCUGGUACUGACAAAUACCAGCCUCUUGAUAGGCGUGUAUUCGGAGCUGUGAAGGCAAAGUAUGCAAUGAAAGUUGCUGAUCGCAUCUUUGAGAAUUCGACUCCUAUCUCCAAACCAGAAGCUGCUUCCUGCUUUAUCCGAGCAUGGAACACAGUCAGUUUAGCCACAUUGAUAACUGCUUGGCGCAUUCCAGGUUCAAACCUAGACAAUUUCGAUCAAGAAACUCUAGGAGCGCAAGCAGAUGAAAGCGAUGAUGAAAAUUCCUCUAGUGAUGGUGAAUUUGAGGAGGAUGACGAGCCUUAUUCCGAUAAUGAAGAUGAUGACGAUUACCAUCAAUAA
Messenger RNA from Trichomonas vaginalis G3, 465 nucleotides. Its product is annotated as DDE endonuclease family. The record is from RefSeq and is a predicted model, not a curated record. The coding region runs from base 1 to 465 and encodes 154 amino acids. NCBI's taxonomy places the organism in Eukaryota, Parabasalia, Trichomonadida, Trichomonadidae. Gene Ontology annotation, molecular function: nucleic acid binding. The transcript has a single exon.